GUAGACCGGAGCGGCGCCACGUCUCUAGCGGCGGCGGCGGCGGGAGAGGAGUUAAUUAGGCCUCCGAGCAGCUCCGGGUAGCCAUGGCGUUUACCCUGUACUCGCUGCUGCAGGCGGCCCUGUUGUGUGUCAAUGCUAUCGCCGUGCUGCACGAGGAGCGCUUCCUCAAGAACAUUGGCUGGGGAACAGACCAGGGGAUUGGAGGAUUCGGAGAGGAGCCAGGAAUUAAAUCUCAGCUAAUGAACCUUAUUCGAUCUGUAAGAACUGUGAUGAGAGUGCCAUUGAUAAUAGUAAACUCAGUUGCAAUUGUAUUACUUUUAUUAUUUGGGUGAAGAUCGAUGGAAAUGGAGAUGCAUAAGAAGAGAUGCCAGCAGAAGUUACUGCGUCAGUCACUAUUGGAAUAUACCUAUUAUAGCUGGCUGUCCUUGGACUUGACAAAAAUGUAAACCUGACAAUAAAAGCAGAAUCCCUAUUUAUCUGAUUUUUUUAAAAUGUUGCCCUUACAGUUUUAUUACAAAAAUACCAGGUUAUCAAAGGCAGUAACUGUACAGGGUUGAAAUACAUUUGAUUGCUGACUGUUAAUAAAAGUUCAUGCUUUAGUAAAGAUUGUUAAAAGGGUACAGGUCACUUCUGUGUUUUUUGAGAUUUUUCUCUCAUUUCUCAGGGAUGAAUUUUUUUUCAAGGUUUUGAAGUUCUUUGUGACUUAGCUAUGGUGUGUGAGUGAUUUAUAAAGAAAAAAACCUUCCUAAAUAAAAAUCAAAGGAUUUUUUAAAGUAAUUACAAAUAGGUAAUUUGGAUAAUUUUAUUUUGAACUCUUUGGUUAAAUAUUUUGUCUAUAUAUAUCAUCAGCAAAUUUAUAGUAACUAUUGAGCAGUACUCUGAUAUGAGGGAGAAUUUUAAGUUUGUAAGUCAGAUAGAUACAUGAUGAUUGUGUUUUUGUUUCAAGUUGUUUUCGUGUGUUUGUUAUUUUAUUAAUUGGCCUGAGUGAUGAAACCAGAUCAGUAUCUACGUAUUUUCACUGGCAGAGAAGUCUAUGUAGAAAGUCUAUGCCCUUUUCAGUAAUGACUUAUAAAAUCAGCAUAAAUAUUGGCCUGUAAGAGCAGUCUUAAACAAUCAAAAUUAAACUAUACCCAUGUGAGAAGACUUUAUUGUAAGCAUUUAUCUCUCCCCAACAUUAUCAUAAAUUUUCAUUUUGAGGAGUAGCAUAUUAGGGAAAUGAUUCUUAAUUCAUCAUUCUAUCAAUAGAGCAUUCAUACUAGAUAAGUUGUUUUUGUUUUGUUUUUAGGUCAUAAACCACCCCAUAAUUGCUUAUCCCAUAAUACAGGUUUAUGCACAAAGAUUAAAAACUAUGUAAAUGAUUAUGCUGGAAAUUGUCAGUACAGUAUUUUAAAGGGGUGUAAUGGCAUCUUUAUAGGAGAACAUUUGUAAAUAAAGUUAAGUUUCCAAGUCAAA
Molecule: messenger RNA, 1452 nt
Organism: Manis pentadactyla (Chinese pangolin)
Lineage: Eukaryota; Metazoa; Chordata; Mammalia; Pholidota; Manidae
Gene: IER3IP1
Product: immediate early response 3 interacting protein 1
Exons: 3
Coding region: 84-332 (82 amino acids)
Biological process (GO): endoplasmic reticulum to Golgi vesicle-mediated transport
Cellular component (GO): endoplasmic reticulum membrane; Golgi membrane; COPII-coated ER to Golgi transport vesicle
Source: RefSeq, a predicted model, not a curated record